Molecule: messenger RNA, 3786 nt
Organism: Ictalurus punctatus (channel catfish)
Lineage: Eukaryota; Metazoa; Chordata; Actinopteri; Siluriformes; Ictaluridae
Gene: rab43
Product: RAB43, member RAS oncogene family
Exons: 3
Coding region: 171-800 (209 amino acids)
Cellular component (GO): trans-Golgi network
Molecular function (GO): GTP binding; GTPase activity
Source: RefSeq, a predicted model, not a curated record
ACACGUUCACGUCCGCUCUGAUUUCCGGGUUGGCGAAUUUCUGCAGGUGCCAAUUUAUCCACGUCACUUUUGUUUUUACUUGUGUAACGUUUACAGCUCGCGCACGCAUACACAAUAACGUAUUUCUACCGGAUUUAUUCCGCGUUAACUCUUACAAACCGCAGGCUGCCAUGGCGUUACUGGAAACGGACGACAGUUAUGAUUUCGUCUUCAAAAUAGUUUUGGUCGGGGAUGUCGGUGUGGGGAAAACCUGCGUGGUUCAGCGUUUUAAGACGGGCACUUUUAUCGAAAGGCAAGGUAACACAAUCGGAGUGGAUUUUACAAUGAAGACGAUGGAAAUUCAGGGGAAAAGAGUUAAGUUGCAGAUUUGGGACACGGCGGGGCAGGAGAGGUUUCGGACUAUCACGCAGAGCUACUACCGCAGCACAAAUGGCGCCAUAAUCACGUACGACAUCACCAAGAAAGCAUCCUUCAUGGCUGUGCCCAAAUGGAUGGAGGACGUCAAGAAAUAUGGCGGCUCAAACAUUGCCACUCUUUUAAUAGGUAAUAAAUCAGACUUAACUGAAGAGCGUGAUGUUUCUUUUGAGGAAGCUCAGUCGAUGGCUCACCAGCUGGACUUCAUCAGCGCUAUUGAAACGUCUGCCAAAGACUCCAGCAACGUGGACGAAGCGUUUAAUAAAAUGGCAGCCGAGCUGAUGCUGAGACACGGCGGGCCCGUGUUCAGAGACAGCGUAACCGACAGCUUCAAACUCAACAGCAAGGACGUGAGCGGCGAGGCCUGGAGCUGUGGCAGCUGUUGAUGCUGGUUUUGUUUUGUUUUUUACUUUGUCAUACCUGUUCUUAGCCACGUUGGCCUGUAAUUCAUCACAGGGCUCCUUUGUGUAAAUCACGGGCUUAAUCGUCAGUGUCGACCGAAUUAUAAAUCAUUAAUUGAUUAACAGAUGUACUCCUCCGAUUUUCAGGGAGCGGUAGUUGGCCAUGGCAGGCCCAAAAGCAACUGUGUUUUAAGAAAGUAAAGGGAGUAGUGGAAAAUGCACGAAAACGAUUAAAGUAGCUGCUGCUUUGAUCUUAUAGGAACGUUGACGAUCCUACUAUGAUUAUAAUAAGAGAAUGAUGAGGUUUCGGCCACGUUUGAACCGCUCUGGUUUGACCUGCCUGAAAUUCUCAAACUAGCUUCGUAUUAGCUGUAGCUAAAUGUGUUUAAAAGUUUAAAUCAGUACAUUGUCGUAGUUGAUUCAAUCUGGAGAAAGUGGAAUGAGGUGAGGAUAGUCUCGUAUGCCUCUGUUUUCUCCAGCUGACUUAUUUUACACCUGAUCAUUAGUACUGAACCUGCUGCUGAGGCACUUUUAUUUAAAUAUGUAUCAUUAUAUCCCAGUGAGCACCGGCCAACCAGAGAUGGCGAUGAAUUUCCUUGAAUGGAUCAACCAAAAAUUUUGCUAAGAAGUGUACACAAUGUGCUCCUUAUAUCCAGUAUACAUAUGAAAGUAUUCCAGUGUUUGCUUCUUUAGUUCAGCAUUACAGGAAUACCAUCCAGAUAGUCUGAUUUGGAAUAGCAGAGAAAGUCUGUUAGAUAUUAAAAUGACUCAAACGGGAAAAAUCUGAUUCGCCUCUAAUAUACAAGCCUGGGGUCAUAUUUCCUGCCUGAGUCUGAUACUCGCGUGGAGUGACACCAAAUUAUGUGUUGAGAAAGAAAACUGAUUUCGCCAUCAAGAUGCCAGCUUCUACUGUUCAUUUUGAUAGAUAACAGUAUCUAUAUAGAUUUUGAGCUGCUUUUUUUUUUUUUUAAAUCAAUGUUUAUUAAGGAUUUUAUCAUUUAUAUCAAGGUUAUAUGUGAAAGAAAAGAAAGUAGAUACUAGAAGACAAUCCACCAACUCACCCACCCCAGUGAUUUUGAGAUUACUGAGCAGAUGAGUUGUGAGUCCCAGACUGUAGCGCCAACAAAACUAAAGACGCGAACAUCAGACACCAAACAUAUCUAGGCUGAUGAAAUACAUUUAGAGUAAGUGGGAUGUUGUACAAGCUGUAUUUCUGGCUAUCAUUAAGCCCAGUGGUCACCAACCCUGUUCCUGGAGACCGACCUUCCUGAAGACUGUAGCUCCAACCAUAACCGUGCUCACCUUACCAUCUAAUCAUUGCCUUAAGAAGUUCUCGAUCAAUUAAAGCAGGCGUGUUAGCUUUUGGCUGGAGAUGAAAGCUGCAGGAAUCUCCAGGAACAGUUUUGGUGACCACUGAGUUAGUCCAUAAAAUGUGGUUAUUUGAGAGUUAUGGACUUCCUUGGACACUAAAGAUGCCCUGAUCCAAUGUUGAGAUUUGGGGUUUGAGAUUUUGGAUCACGUUUGACGAGUUCUCCAAUCCAUUCUACUGUGGUACUGUGGUCCAGUUUUUAAAUACAUUUUAUUUGUGUUGCACUUUUGACACUGUCACAAAGCAGCUUUACAGAAAUCUGGGCUUAGAUCUAGACCCCUAAUGAGCAAACUAGCGCUAUAUAAAUAAAACUGACUUGAAUUGGCAUGGCAAGGAAAAUCUCCAUGUCGACUGAUUCAGCACUUGUCUCACAGCAAUGCCUCAGAAGUGUCUCAUAACUUGGCAUCUGAAGCUUGCAGAGAGUCGAGUCAGUUUCUGAGAGGAUUCAUAUCAGAUGCACUUUACUCAGAAAUCUGCACUCGGUGUUGUAUCAAACAGUGGUAUCGCUGUAUCCUUAUUAAAUAGACACACGUAAAGUUUGACGUCCUGUUUACGACCCCAGUCAGCUUUUCUAUAUCCCUUGAAACGCGUUCACUCUGGCCCAAAACCUAGAUGUCUGUGUCUCUGAACCAUCUUCGUGCUCACUGGGGAAUAAUUACACAAAGACGAUCUAGUAUCAGGUGUGUUUAUAGUAUUAAACUGGAAACAUGUUGAGCGUAUAGGGUUAAAAACCCUGGCUGUAUUGUUAGUGUUAAUAUUUUAACAUGUGUAAGAGUAUAUAAUAAAGAAAUAGCAAACAAAUACGGGAAAGUUGAAAGAAAAUGAGGAAUAAAUUUCCGCUUUUCACACGAAUGAAACUCUUUAGUAAGUAAUGUUUAGGCAGAUUCGAAUAAGAAUAUGAAGGUAAAGUAUUUGUGAUCGUAUUAGAAAGUAAAUUAGCAAAGCCUUUUCUGUUUUUUUUCUUUCUUUCUUUCUUUAAAUUCUUUUAAAACAUUUCCUAUAUAAUUUAAAAUUCCAUACUUUGUAUUUUACAGACUGGUUAGGAUGAAAGGGGCCAUAUUAUUAUUAUUAUUAUUAUUAUUAUUAUUAUUACAUUAUAAUUUUUAUAUAUUAUUGUUGAAGACUUUUAUUGAUCUCAUGCCGUAUCUGAAAAGAAGGUUUAAGGACUAAUUGCAUCUCAAGCCACAUUUAUACUAUUUAUAUCCAACUGUUUCAUGAACGAAGGUUUAACAAUCCCUUCAGUACUUCUAGUAGUGUUUUAAUAUUUCUAGUACACUUUUUGUAAAAUACAUAAUUUAUACACAGUAUAUAAAGGACAGUACAAUUUCUUUUGUGGAGUACUUACAGUUUUUAGAAGAUUUAUUACAAUUUUUUUUUUUUUUUAGCAUUUUUGUGCUAAACAGUUUGUACGUGUUUUGGAUGUAGAGCCAGUGACUUGAAAGUGAACGGUGAAACAACGUUCCUGAUUCAGUGUGUUAAGUGCCUUUAGUACAGUUUGGAUAUUGCUGGUAUGAUGUAGUCUUUUUCUAGGUAUAUAAAAUGUAACUAUGCAUUUUUUUCAUGAUGUUUGAUCAAACAAUUAAAUAUUUUUGCUCUCUCAAA